AUGGGUUACUAUAUCGCUUUUUCUAAACCAUUUCAGUUAAAACCUAGGGUUUGUCAAGUCUCACUCACACCGUCCCUCCAUUUCUGCACUUCAACUCCAACUGAGGAUCCUAUCUCCCCGAACCCAGAACCAACCGCAUCUCCAAACCCGAAACCCGACCCUGAACCCCAAACCCCAAAUGUUGCAAAAGAGAAACAAUACCAGCGAAUCCCAAGAGGUAAGCAGCAGCAUCGAAGCCCUGAAAAACUAGAGGAUAUAAUUUGUAGAAUGAUGGCUAAUCGGGACUGGACGACCCGAUUGCAGAAUUCGAUUCGGGCUCUUGUGCCAGAAUUUGAUCAUUCUUUAGUUUAUAAUGUUUUGCACGGAGCUCGAAAGCCCGAUCACGCGCUCCAAUUCUUCAGGUGGGUUGAACGGGCGGGUUUAAUUCAACACGACCGCGAAACCCACAUGAAGAUUAUUCAGAUACUGGGUAGGUAUUCUAUGCUUAAUCACGCCCGCUGCAUUGUAUUAGAAGAUAUGCCUAAAAAGGGUUUUGAAUUAGAUGAGGAUAUGUUUGUUUUGUUAAUUGAUAGUUAUGGUAAUGCUGGGAUAGUUCAAGAGUCUGUUAAGAUAUUUUCGAAAAUGAAAGAAUUGGGUGUGGAGAGGAGUGUUAAGAGUUAUGAUGUUUUGUUUAAGGUUAUUAUGAGGAAAGGGAGGUAUAUGAUGGCCAAAAGGUUUUUUAAUAAGAUGUUAGAUGAAGGGAUUGAGCCGACUAGGCAUACUUAUAAUUUGUUGAUUUGGGGAUUCUUUCUGUCAUUGAGGUUGCGAACUGCAGUCAGGUUUUAUGAAGAUAUGAAGGUUAGAGGGAUAUCUCCAGAUGCCGUUACUUAUAAUACAAUGAUUAAUGGGUAUUAUAGGUUUAAGAGGAUGGAGGAGGCUGAAAAGUUGUUUCUGGAGAUGAAGGCAAACGAUAUUGCACCUACGGUGAUAAGUUAUACAACUAUGAUUAAAGGGUAUGUUGCAGUGGAUAGAAUUGAUGAUGGGUUGAGGUUGCUUGAGGAGAUGAAGUCACUUGGUAUUAAGCCUAAUAAUGUGACUUAUACGACUUUGUUGCCAGGGCUUUGUGAUGCUGGGAAAAUGACUGAAGCUAAGGAUAUCGUGAAGGAAAUGGUGAAGAGGCGCAUUGCACCCAAGGAUCAUUCAAUCUUCCUGAAGUUGUUGAACACUCAGUGUAAGGCUGGGGAUUUGAAAGCAGCUGUAGAUGUGCUUGAUGCAAUGAUUAAGUUGAGCAUUCCUACAGAGGCUGGACAUUAUGGUGUCUUGAUAGAGAAUUUCUGCAAGGCUGAGGAGUACAAUCGGGCAGUGAAUUUUGUGGAUAAGCUUAUUGAGAAGGAUAUUAUUUUAAGGCCACAGAGUACUUUGGAAAUGGAAUCCGGUGCUUAUAACCCAGUGAUUCAGUAUUUGUGCAGCCAUGGGCAGACUGGAAAAGCAGAAGUCUUCUUCCGGCAGCUGUUGAAAAAGGGUGCUGAGGAUCCUCUCGCCUUUAAUAAUUUGAUCUGUGGGCAUGCAAAAGAAGGAACCCCUGAUUCUGCUUUUGAAAUUUUAAAGAUCAUGGGUAGGAAAGGAAUCCCUCGAGAUGCUGAGGCUUACAAGUUGCUGAUCAAGAGCUACUUGAGGAAAGGUGAGCCAGCCGAUGCUAAAACAGCUUUGGAUAGUAUGAUUGAAGAUGGGCACCUUCCAGAUUCAUCUGUAUUCAGGUCAGUGAUGGAGAGUUUGUAUGAAGAUGGUAGGGUUCAAACUGCAAGUCGUGUGAUGAAAAGUAUGGUGGAGAAGGGGAUUACAGAGAACUUGGACUUGGUUGCAAAGAUUUUGGAAGCUCUUCUCAUGAGAGGUCAUGAAGAGGAAGCCCUUGGACGCAUUGAUCUCCUCAUGAGUAGUGAGUGUAGUGUCAAUUUUGAUAGUCUUCUAUCCAUUCUUUCUGAGAAAGGCAAGACCAUUGCUGCUCUUAAGUUGUUAGAUUUCGGAUUGCAGAGGGACUAUAGCAUAGACUUUAAAAGCUAUGAUAAAGUGCUGGAUGCUCUCUUAGCGGCAGGGAAGACUCUCAAUGCAUAUUCAAUUUUGUGUAAAAUCAUGGAGAAAGGAGGAGUCACUAGUUGGAGCAACUAUGAGGAUUUGAUUAAGAGUCUUAACCAGGAGGGAAACACAAAGCAGGCUGAUAUACUCUCAAGGAUGAUAAAGGGAGAUGGUAAAUCACAUGAAAAGAAGAAAGGGAAGAAGAAAGCUUCUGUUGCUGCUUGA
This is a messenger RNA of Dovyalis caffra, 2277 nucleotides long. Lineage: Eukaryota; Viridiplantae; Streptophyta; Magnoliopsida; Malpighiales; Salicaceae. The record is from the annotation of a GenBank genome assembly.